Physella acuta is the source of this 1871-nucleotide messenger RNA. Its product is annotated as major facilitator superfamily domain-containing protein 6. The record is from RefSeq and is a predicted model, not a curated record. Gene Ontology annotation, molecular function: transmembrane transporter activity. NCBI's taxonomy places the organism in Eukaryota, Metazoa, Mollusca, Gastropoda, Physidae. Gene Ontology annotation, cellular component: membrane.
UUUGUGAGUUAGCCCAGACAACCACCAUCAUGCAGCAGGAGAACGGCCAACUGGCCGAGGAGUAUCAUCCCCAGCAGACUCCUGCUGCAUCGCCAGAUAAAGUAAUGGUACAGAGGUCUAAUUUUGCAGUGAAUAAAAAAUUACUUCCUAUAAAAGGAUAUUACCUGGUGUUCAUGGCAGCUGUUGGAGAUCUUCUACCUUUCAUCGCCAUCUACAUGAAGCAGCUUGGGCUUACGCCACAUGAGACAGGGAUUAUCUAUGGCAUUAUGCCAUUUGUGGGAUUUUUUGUACGGCCUUUGGUUGGAGCUGUGGCUGAUAAAUUCAAAAUCCACAAAUUGACACUGAUGGUGAUGACAGUUUUGACAGGUGCAUUUUAUUUCUUUCUGUUGUUUAUACCAGUCCGCACAGUGCCUACCUCCUUACAGCUCCACACCAAAUUCAAAUGCAACACCCAAGACUCCUUUCUCCAGGACUGCUACAGCCUCAAAAACCUGCAGGGUUGCGACAGCAGUCUGACACAGUUCGCCAAUGCCACCGCCUCGUCUCAUCACAACACAUCGCUGGCUUGCAAUUUUUCUUGCAGUAUCGGGAGAUCCGAGUUUGUUGCCUGCUUUACGAACGAUUCCGGGCCUUACAAUGAAGAGCGCUGCAACGGCACUCUCAGCCGAACGAAACACCUCAACUUUACUAUUCCUGACAUUGGCCGCCUUAUUAGCAAGGAGAUCCCCAGCGAUCGGUUUACCGUCAACUUGCAACAGUGUUUUGACUACGACUUAAAGGACGUCAUGUUUGAGAAAAACUACACCCAUGUGGCGUGGCAGAUACUCUGCGACAGAGAGAGCGAGCUCAACUGCACUGUCACCUGCCCACACGUGAAAGAAUGCGUGAGCGCAUCUGAAUCAUUCGAUAGAACAUUUUUCACCUUUUUUAUCGUUUUCCUGCUGGCUAAUAUUGCCUUUGCUCCGAUUUUCCCCAUUUUGGAUGCGGCGGCGUACAACAUCUUGGCUGCCGACCACCACAAGUGGGGGCUGCAGAGGGCGUGGGGCACCCUGGGAUUUGCUGUUUUUGCUGUGACUGCUGUGUUUUUAACCACUGGUCAAGAUGGAGUGUUUACUUACUCUUUUUACAUUUUUCUGCCGCUGUGUGUUAUUGCUACUAUCAUAGCAUUCUUUUUGAAUAUGUCUUCGGAUAUUAAGUGCGGCCAGUUUGUGAAGAAUGUCUGGAAGCUUUUGUCUCAUGCUGACAUCUCAGCUUUCCUCUUUAUUGUCAUGUACUUCGGGAUGUUGACCGGAGCCCUGGAGACCUUUUUGUUUUGGUACCUGAGCAUGAUUGGUGGCUCCAAUUUGGUGUUUGGAUUCAUCCUCCUUGUAAACUGCUGUGCUGAGCUUCCAAUAUUGUUACUAGCUGGGAACAUAAUAAAAAAAAUUGGACUCGUUAACUGCCUUUACCUGGCCAUGGUCUGUUACGCCAUCCGCAUGAUUGCCUACUCCUUCCUGGAAAACACCUGGCUGACCUUGAUUGUGGAACCGUUGCAUGGGAUCUGCUUUGGUUUGAUGUACGCUGCGGCUUCCUCGUACGCCAGUGUCAUCGCCCCGCCUGGCAUGUCUGCGACCAUACAGGGUCUGCUGGGUGGAGUACAUUUUGGUUUUGGAAAAGGUCUGGGCAGCCUUAUCACGGGUUUUAUGUUUGAUGGUAUAGGACCCAGGUGGACAUGGAGGACAUAUUGCAUUGUGUCCUGUGUCCUGCUGGUCCUAUACUUCCUCCUGAACAAGAUAUGUUUCUCAGCUACACCUCGGCCAAAGUUGUCAGAGACCCAAGGAGAAAUCAGAGAGGAACUUUCAAGACAGGAGGAGACUUUAAUAAACCCUUGA